UGCGGGCCCGGCCCGAACCCUGCGGGCGUUGAGAUGGGAGCGCCUCGCCCGGGGGAGAGCUGAGCCCUCCGCGACCCCAGGCGUGCAGCUGCAGCGGGGGUCACUGGGCUGUGAGAAGAGCUGCGACCCUUAGACCAGGGGCUGUUAACGAGUUCGACCCUUCUUCUGCGAAAUGCGUGGAUUUAGAUGGCACUUGGUCAAUCCAUUUUAGCGUGGUCAGGCACUGGAAUAGGUUACCCGAGAAGGUGGUGGAGUCACCAUCCGUAAGGCGUUUAAAAGACGAUGUGGCCCUGGGUGAUGUGGUUUAGAGGUGUCAGUGGCCGUGCUGGCUUGAUGGUUGGACUGGACGAUAUAAAAGGUCUCUUCCGAACCUGAUGAUUCCAAGAUUCCAGAAUCAGCGUUGUUAACAAGUGUAUCCUCAGCACCUGUACGCACAGAUCCACAUCGCGGGUGCAGGUCGCUUGGCUGACACUUGGCAGUGACAUUCUUUGGGACGCGGGGAGCCAGGAAUGUGCUGAAACAGACACUCUAGAAGGGUGCUAGAGAUACAAGAGCGCCGAGGCGUGCCCAGGAUGGAGCCCGCGGGGCCGGCGGACGGCGAGGACGAGCCCGGGGCCCCGGCGCGGCUGGCGCCCAGCCCGCACAGCGAGGCCGUGGCGCACGAGCUGCGGGGGCUGUCGCUGCAGCCCAGCCCCUGCCUGCCGCCCCUCACCGAGCGCAAGAAUGUACUUCAGCUGAGGCUGCAGCAGAGACGGACACGAGAGCAGCUGGUGGACCAGGGCAUCAUGCCACCUUUGAAAAGUCCAGCUGCAUUCCAUGAGCAGAUAAAGAGCCUGGAGCGAGCCAGGACUGAGAAUUUCUUGAAGCACAAGAUCCGGAGCAGGCCGGACCGCUCGGAGCUGGUCAGAAUGCACAUCCUGGAAGAGACCUUUGCAGAGCCUUCACUACAGGCUACUCAGAUGAAACUGAAGAGAGCUCGGUUGGCAGAUGAUCUGAAUGAGAAGAUUGCUCAGAGACCUGGCCCUAUGGAACUGGUAGAGAAAAAUAUUCUUCCUGUAGACUCCAGUGUUAAAGAAGCCAUUAUAGCAGUUGGACAAGAGAAUUACCCUCAAGCUUUGGAUGAUUUUUCAUUUGAUGAAGACAGCAGUGAUGCUUUAUCACCAGAUCAACCAGCCAGCCAGGAAUCCCAGGGUUCAGCAGCUUCCCCUGGUGAGCCAAAAACAAGUGACUCACCCUCACCUAUAACCCCAAAUGCUGCUACAUCAACACAGUAUCCACCUUUAACCUCUCCAGUUCCUGAAUUCCUCAAAACUCCCUCUACAAUUGAACAGCACGUGACUCGUUCCACUGCUGCAACCACCCUGACCACAAGCACUGCAUCUGCAGCAAAGCCUGGGCCAGCGUUAGUGAAGCAAAGCCACCCAAAGAACCCAAAUGAUAAACAUCGGAGCAAGAAGUGUAAAGAACCUAAGCCAAGGGUGAAAAAAUUGAAGUAUCAUCAGUAUAUUCCACCUGAUCAGAAAGGUGAGAAAAAUGAGCCACAGAUGGACUCCAACUAUGCUCGUCUGCUACAACAGCAGCAACUGUUUUUGCAGCUGCAGAUCCUGAGCCAACAGCAACAACACUACAACUACCAGACAAUUCUACCUGCACUGCUGAAGCCACUGAAUGACAAACAGAGCAACAAUGGGAAUUCACCACUGAAUACUCUGAACAACAACAGUACCCCAACAUCAGCUGCCAGCUCACCAAGACAGAACAGCAGUGUUCCUAGCAGGAAACCAGGUCCUCUACCUUCAAGCUUGGAUGACUUGAAGGUAGCAGAGCUUAAAAUGGAGUUGAAACUGAGGGGAUUACCAGUGUCUGGAACAAAAACAGAUCUUAUUGAGCGUCUGAAAACCUACCAAGAUCUUAACAACAAUGGGGUUGCUACAAGUACCUCUGUCACAGUGACCACUUCUAGUGGGGCCACAGGUAACACUGGGGAAGUGACUGUGGCAUUUCCUGUUACAACAGUAAAUAAACCAGUGGCUAAUACGACAUCCAGCUUCCCUCCAGAAAAAACAUCUACUGAACCUGGCAGCAAAGCAGUAAAUACUGAAAUCAUCAGCUCUCCCCUGCCUAUAUCUCCCUCUCCCUCUGAACAGUCGAGUCUAAGCACAGAUGAUACGAGUAUGGCAGACACUUUCCCAGAAAUGACCAUGAUGUCACCAUCCCAGUUCCUAAGUACUUCACCACUGAGAGCAAGCACAAACGAGGAUAAUCAGAAUCGCAGCAGUGGAAGCAUCUCAACCAUGGAGUAUGAUGUAGCAGAAAAGGACCGCAAGCUUCAAGAAAAAGAAAAACAGAUUGAAGAGCUCAAAAGAAAACUGGAACAAGAGCAAAAACUUGUGGAAGUAUUGAAAAUGCAACUUGAGGUUGAAAAAAGGGGACAACAGCAACAGUCUCAGACUUUUGGUAACUCAGCUGCUUUGGAACAGAAGCAGUUCAGUGCUGCUGUCAAAGAUGAAACUGCUCCUGCUGACUGCUCAAGUACCAGUCAAUCUGUACCUGUAGCCAGCCAUUCCUUAGGACAGUCAGCGUACCCCGCUGGCCAGAAUCCCGUUGCCAAAAAGGCAGUUGUUAUCAAGCAGGAGAUACCUGUGGCCAAAGCUGAACCUCAGAAUGCCAUUUCUCAGUUUUAUGUUAGUCCACAGAGGCAGCCACAAACUGCAGUUGUUGCCCAGCCUCAAGCUCUAUUAACUACCCAAGGAACUGCCCAGCUGCUCCUCCCACUGUCUAUCCAGGCACCAAAUGCUGCCACCACAGUGCAGUUACCAGUUGGAAAUAUCAAGUUGCAGGCUCAAUCACAAGCUGGAAUACAGACCCCAUCACAAAUACCUGCUCCUAUUUCUUCCUCUGGCCUGGUGCAGACAGCACCUCAGAUGCAUGCUCCACAAUCAAAACAAAAAACCAUCACGCAGCACGCACUUGAUCAGACCCAGCAAAUCAGAAAGGUUUUUCCACCUGCCACAUCAAAUGCAGUAUUUUCCUAUCAGACUGCACCAGUUUCAACACCCUCACAGCCUUUUAUUAAUAAAACAUCAAACUCUAACAUUCACCCUGGUGGUAAUCAGGUCCCUUCUGUGCAGAAUGGACCUGCUGCUCCCAACAAGCCUGGGUCUCCAUCUCAAGCCCAGCCUUACAUUGUUCAGCAACCUCUCUUCAACAACACAGUGUCCAAGACAAAAGAUCCUCCUCGUUACGAAGAGGCCAUAAAACAGACCCGCAGUAUUCAGCCAUCACACCGUGAGAUUUCCAGUGCACACAGUCAGCAGAUGGAUGAUCUUUUUGAUAUUCUCAUCAAGAGUGGAGAGAUUUCCCUUCCAAUAAAAGAAGAACCAUCUCCCAUAUCUAAAAUGAGACCAGUAACAGCCAACAUCACUACAAUGCCAGUGAACACAGUGAUAUCCCGUCCACCUCCGCAGAUCCAGAUGGCCCCUCCUCCUGUGUCCUUAGAACCAACAACCAGCUUGUCUAUAAGUUUGGAAAACCAACUUGAAGCCCUCUUGGAUGGAACUUUACCAUCAGGUAAUGAAAUUCCUCAACUGACAAGUAGUAAUGAGGACAGAGAGUCAUUUUCUUUAAUUGAAGACCUCCAGAAUGAUCUGCUUAAUCACUCCAGCAUUUUAGAUCACUCUCAUUCACCCAUGGAAACAUCUGACCCACAGUUUACUGCUAAUAAUUCUUGUCUGUCUCUUGACCUUCCCGAUACAAAUUUGGACAAUAUGGAAUGGCUGGACAUUACAAUGCCCAGCUCCUCAUCUGGACUCACCCCUCUCAGUUCUGCUGCCCCGAGUGUGUUUUCCACUGACUUUUUAGAUCCACAGGAUCUACAGUUGCACUGGGAUUGAGCUAUAGCCAAUGAGAACACGACCUGCAAGUCUCUUUACAGCAGAGGUCCAUAAUUAUACCAUUCUGAUUGCAGUUAGCAUAAACUAAGACAGUAAUGUUUGCAAGAACAAAUGCUUGAAGCUAAUUCCUUACUGAUUUCCAAGUUUACAACAGCGAAUCACUUUAUGCACCUAUCAGUAAUGCAGAUCAGGGCCCUCUGAAAGCUGUAUUUCACAAGUCAAGAAAGGAUGAUUGUACUUCGUGAUUAAAAGUACCCCAAGGUAAAUGUAUCACAAAUAUUUAAGAAAGAAGUUAGGUCUCUGACUUUGUAAUGCUCAAAUGAGCAAAACAACAUGACUAAACUUAGAGUGAGAUGUCAGUUCUCUGUAUUGACCCAGUGAGCAAAUGUCUGGGGGAGGGGAGAUAUCACUGCACUUCAUUGUUCCUGUGGAAAGCCUGAGCCAGGUUCAGAACUAAUUGUGAGGGCAAAGGCAAGUAGAAGCACUGGCUGGUUCAGUGAAAUUUCAUAUAUCUAGUCUCUUAAUUUGUUCAAAUUGUUUUUAUAUUUUGCUUUUGUGGAUUUUAAAACACUUCCCCAUUCUUUAAUCAUGAGGGAGGAAUUUAACUGCAUCCAAAGGGAUAUUAAGUGUAACUGCAAGAAAUCCACUGUAGCUAAUGCCAGGUAAUAUUGAGAACACUGAAUUUUCUAUAGCAAUGCUCUGGAUUUAAUAGCUAGGUUUUAAUGUGUAUAUCAGACAGUUAUUUGUAUACUCUUUUAACUUUAUAUAGCUUAUUUUUGUGAACAGAGGGGAACACAGUGGUCUUCAAACAAGAGAUUAUUAUAAUGGAAGUAAAUAUCCUAUUUUGCUUUGUGUUUGAGGAUAUUUGUUAGAUCAUUGAAUCCAGUAUCUCAGCAUACUAGCAAAGUUUGAGGAAGUAGAAAAGUUCAAUUAAUAGUGUUGUAUACUACAGUCCUGCAAGCAUCUAUGCAAGAAUAGUCCCAAUGCCCUCAAUAAGAGAUGUUUGUAGGACGAGAUCAAGCUGCAGGGGACAGUGCUGACAGGACAACCAUAAUUUCAUAAUGAACACUUUGUCUGUUGAACAGCUUUGUCUGCCACUACAUGACAUCAGGGAAACCAACAGAGAAGCUGCUCAGUGUGAAUCCUAAACACCAGGAUCAGAAUGUACUGUUUGUGAUAAGAAGGCAUAUGCAUAUCUGAAACAAAGAAUAGCAAAAAUUAAGGUCUUACCUCACAGCACAGCAAGUGAAUUUUUUUUGUUUGUUUUAAAGCCCUUAGUUGUUGUUUUCAGAGUCUAUUUUGAAAGCAGUUAGAAAAACAAAAAAUUCAAGUAGAACUAAUAUACUUUGACAUUCUAUGGUUGUCUCUCAGGUAAUAGCUGUUAAAUGUUGCCAUAGAUGAUGGAGGCUAAUAAUCAAACACAAAAUUGGAAUUUCCUAUUAGGGAAUUCCUAAAUUAAGAUAAAAGGAAACACUUCCCGUUUCCUGAAAUGGGGAGAUAGUGUAUGUUUUCUAGUCUGAAAACUGAUUUCAUUGCAUGGUUCUUUCCUCACCAACAAGUUUCAAAAAUACAGUUUUGUAGGAUUGAAUGAAAAAAUGCCCCAAAGCUUUUGCCUACUUCUUAGAAUAAUGAUACGUAUCAAAGAAAUACUGAAAGCAGUAAGUAGCUGUUAAUUCACUUAGCAACCUUCACCACAUUUUUCAAAAAGAAAAACACAACACAAUCAUGUUAACAUCAAACAAAUACUUUUGUCAGAAAAUGUUAUGGAAUUAACUGAAAAUUUGCAUCUCCAGCUAUAAUGCAGUUUGGUUUACUGAUAUGACAGAAUUCCAUUUGCUUCAGAUAAAAUAACGGAUUACAUCAGUGAUUCAGAGUUUGAACUGAUACCAUAUGUUUGCAUCAUAUCAAUUACAGCACUUUAAAUCAUUAUGUAUCUUCACUGGUUUUACUGGCCAAGAAUUACUGUAAUCUGAAACUAAGUACACGAAAACAAUCUUUGGAGAUUUUCACUACACGCAGUUGAAAGACAUAAUUCCUUAUUCCUUCUUGCUGUGCCUACAAUACUUGAGUACAAUAUUACAUGUGGACUGUCUGCCUUAAGCUUUGAUGGUGUAGGACUUUUCAAUAACAGUGAACACUUAACAUUCAACUUUUUGCAUUCCUGUUCAUCAUCCUAUCUUGGGAGCUGAUACUUUGAGAUACGAAGUGCCCUCGGCUGUUACGAGAAUAAGAAUCAAGGACUGAUAGGAACAACUCUGAAUGAAAUUUAGUGUUCUGCAGUACUGUCAGUUUAUUAUGUGUGAUACACCAGACAUCAAACAAUAUAUGUGUGGUUAGAGUUAUCCCUUUUUGACCCUGCCUCCUGAUUAAAUGAGAGGCAAGUAAAUUAAUUGUUAGAGGACAAAUUAACCUAGAGCAACUGUACUGUCAUUUUUGAUGUGCAUGUAAAUAGAGCUUGAAACUGGCGAAGUCAUCUUGCUACAAAAUUACCCUUAUUGGCAGUGUAGAAUGUUAAUUAAUCCAUAGGAAUCUUUGUGCAAAAAUAAACCCAAACAGUUGAGAUGUCUUGUUUUCAGUACGGUAUAGCUUUCUGCUCUGAACGCCUAUUUGAAAAAAAAAAUAAAAAUUAAGGGAUCAUUUUAGUUUCUGAAGUACAAAUAUUCUAGUGUAGGGAAUGUGUGAUUACUUUCCUGUACAUUUCAGAAUUAUGUAUUAAACCUUAUAUAAAAUGGUUUGCUUUAGACUUUGUUCUGAAAUGUGAUAUGUUUGCCAUAGUUGUGUAUGCCUGUUUAUGGCAGAAAUAGGUUUUGCUUAGACUUUUGUGUGUGCAUGUUUUACAUGAAAAUUUUUGUAGCACAAAUACAUCUUAGAAAUUUAAUCAUGGCUGUGCAGUUUGACUGCACAGAACUGAAUCUUUCUCAUUAAGAGAACAGUUGCAAAGGAAUGCACUGGCACUAAAUUUGCCAUUUAAUGGCUGCAGUAUACUAACAGAAUGCAUCCUAUCAAAUGUGGUUUUAGUGGGUCCUUCAAAAUAAUUAAGAAUACCUUUUAAUCAGUAUGAAAAUCAGAAGUUGGUUGUUUACACAUCUAGACAGAGAGAGCUCAGACAAUGUUUUACUAGGCUCCAGUUACUCAAGAGGAGUCACAUCCUGCGUUCAGUAGAGAAACAGAAUUUACUGUGCACUAAAAGUGCCCUUCAGCAUCAGUUACAGCAAGGAAGUUCACAGGCAAAAUUUAGUUUAACAUUGAAAAUAGUUUAAAAAGCAUUGUCAUACUCUCUCUGACAAUAAAAUUAAAUUAUGACAGUUGUUCUCUACAGAAAUUUAAAAUGUAAUCCAGCAAAGUGGGCUUGCAGACCUGCAGAAUCAGAACUUCAAAAAGCUGAGGCCACAGCUUUCAGAAAUGAUCACUACUUAAUACUGACAUUUAUUUCCCAGGUAUUUCUAAAUUCACCAACAAGAGUCAUGUUCAGAGAAGGUGGUGAUCCAAACAGAAGUGUCAGCAUUAAACUUUUCUGUUACAUAAUCUCAAACAUUCAGGUGCCUCAAAAGUGUAGGCACUGUAAUCAGAACACAAGCACAAGCUGCUGAACUAUUUUCAAGGCAGAGAAACUGCAGUUACAGGAUACAUUGAACUGGAAGGGCAUUAUGUAAUCAAAACACAGGAAAGUUCACCGAUGUAAACAAUUAUUAUUUGGAUGGCAUCUUAAGUGUAUUGUUAAAGCAAACUCUAUUAAAACUGGAAAAAAAAUCUUCCACUUAUCUCUAGUAAAUGUUCUGUUGAAACUCUUGGUAUUGUGGUCUAUGAAAGCACCUUUCAGUGACUUUUAGACCAUACCCCAGAAGGUAUUUCAUGUGAGAUCCGUGAAAUUGACUUACAUAUAGUAUAUACAUGGCCAAUGAAGAGCAUCCAUAAAACCUGAAAUAAUCUCAAAUAUUCCUUUUAUACCAGUUUGCUAGGAAUAAAGUGCAAAAAAGAGACACCUACAUCAUUCUGUAGUGUCCAAUACUGAAUAUAAAUUGUUUUUAAGUUAAAAGUGCAUAAAUGUAUUUGUAGAAAUCUAGCCAAAAAAAAGCCAUUCUAGCUAUGAGAGCAAAUUCUCAAAAAAAAGCAGGGAAUGGUUAAUAACUAUAUAAUCACACUAUUUUUAUAAAAUUAUACAGCUCAGAUAUUCAAAAGACAGCCUAAAAUAAAUUAUAAUAAUAUAAAAAUUUAAAUAGGAACCAAAGCAUUGCCAUUUAUAUUGCCAAAGGAGGCACUUUGUAUUUUAAAACAUAGGAAAUUAAGUCCCCAAAAGUGUUAUCCAUACUUUUUUAAAAUUAAGGAUGUAGAUAUUUUCAAAGCUGUUUUUGAUGUUUAACAGUACAGAUUUGUUUUUGUUGUUUGAGAAAUUUGUAGUAACUAAUAGCACAGGCUUUUUUCCAGAUAGGAUUUUCUUCACAGUACUGCUUGCAGUAGAAAUAACGCUAACCCUAGGAGUAGGUGUUUCUCUUCUUAUUUUCAUAUCCGUAAUUAUGUCUUAGCAUCUCAUUUUGUGAAAGAAGAAGAUAAACACCUGUCUCUGGGGCCCUCUUCAUUUAAGCACUACUUUACUAAAUGCAAAUUAUGGCAAUCAGGGCGUCAGUUUAUGUAUUGCCUUUCUAGAACCAUGAUGCCUUUGUAUUUGCUGUUUGCACCCCUAAAAUCAAUUCCAUAUGUUUGAAUGCCAUAUGUUUUGCACAUUGUACUGUAUAUAUGUAAUGCAUACUGUAUUUUUAUAUGUGUACUACAUUUAUCAAAUAUUUUGUACAUAGUGGCAAUAUUGUAGCUACUGAGGAAAUGUUUGAUAUUUCAGCAUUUUUGCUAAGUGUCUCAAAUAAAAAAGGAAAACUGUG
This is a messenger RNA of Onychostruthus taczanowskii (white-rumped snowfinch), 8767 nucleotides long. It is a transcript of the gene MRTFB, whose product is annotated as myocardin related transcription factor B. Gene Ontology annotation, biological process: smooth muscle cell differentiation. The transcript has 17 exons. Lineage: Eukaryota; Metazoa; Chordata; Aves; Passeriformes; Passeridae. The record is from RefSeq and is a predicted model, not a curated record. The coding region runs from base 573 to 3893 and encodes 1106 amino acids.